AUGCUGCAUUUCGGGUACCGCCUCUUUUUGCUCCUUGCAUUGCUCCCAGUGCCAACUUGGGCAGAUUCUGGGGACGACUUCAGCAACAACCUGUUCUCUGACCUUGCCCCAUUACUUGCACUGUUUGGAGAGCGAGUCACGAUGCAAUUCCUAAGCCAGUCCAUGGGCUGGGCCGACUGUAUCAUCUUAGCGGUAGCACCCCUCGGUAUUAUUACAACGAUCGUUAGUGCCAUCCGGGUUGAUGGACCGGCUUGGCUUAAGGCUAUUAUAGGCAGGUCCAGAGAGAACCUGUCAGCUGCAGAGAUGGAACUCAUGUCAUCGACAUCCCAAGAAACCUGUGAGCUCUGGAACGAGAGGGAUGUGGUAAGAUGUCAGGGCAAAGCACCUGUCACGGAAUUCAUCUGUCUUGCACCUCCGAAAGGUGAUGGGGUGAUCAAACGCAUUAGAUUCCUGACGCUCAGUGAAGCUAUCGAUCAGAAACUGGUGCAGAAACAGUGUGAACGGAAAGUAAAUAUCUUCAACGUAAUUGCCUUAUACAAAGGGAGUCACACAGAGCCCCAGCCCUCUGAAAUAAGUAGUCAUAGCUCUGAAGGUGGUAAGAGAUACCUUUGGGAUGCCUUCAGAUCACGGCGAAAAAGCAGGGACGUGGAAGUACCAACACCGAUACUCCUCGAAAGUCGAACAUCAGAAGCUCAAGCUGAGCCAUCUUUGGCAUACGAGCUGAUUGUCCUAAGGAACACUACAACGCAUGCCCCAAAUAUUAGUCUAAACCGCUAUCAUAAAGUCGGCCGAGGUCAUUUAUACAUGGUUGCAAUCUUCGGCAUUCUUCUUCAACUUGGUGUGCUGGUCUACUUUGGUUCUAUCACCUACUAUCCGACUUUAAAGUUCAAGAAGGACGACAAAGAAGUUCUUGGGUAUGGCUUCCCUUUUGCAGCAGGUGGUACGUUAGUCCUCAUUUUGGGGAUGCUGCUCUGUGCCCAUGUUGUCGACCGCAGUACCACGGAGGAGAGAUACGAACCAGCUCAAGGUCGCGAGAUGAGGAUGAUCUGGCUCCAACAGAAGCAGAUUCGAUGUCCACAAGUCAUUGUUACUUCACAAAGAGACUCGACUACCAAAUCCAAUCGUGGACGAGACCCCGAAUCAUCAGCAGUCAACAAUGCGGACUCAACCUCCAGCCAAUCCGAAGAAACAGAAAAUGAAAUAUCAUCUUCUGAUUCGGAGUCAGGCCCAGCUUUUAAUCUUACUGUUAUUGCAACAGCAAUUUGUCUAGCCGGAUUCAUAAUUCAGUUCAUCGGCCUAAGGGCCAUGCAUUGGUCAGCGUCAGUGGGCCAACUCAUUGCAGUCAUAAUUAUGACUAUUCUUCGAGCCCUUGUCCGUGUAGGUUUCAUUGCACCUAUAGAAUACUUCAAGUUGAGGGACAAGUUCGAGCUUGAUGGGCUUGCUCUGGCCCUGGGAGACCCAAAGCUAGGCCCCGAUAGUGGGCCAGUGGAUGAAGAGCACAGGUUUGACUUUGGUCUAUCCCAAGGAAGGACCUGGAAAGUGGUACUGAAGGAAGACCAGGUGUCCCAAAUCACUGACGGUAGCGCUGUGUCUUUACUUUCAUCCAAUGGGGACAUGGGAGCACCAGCUCAAAGCAAUAAUCCUAAACCAGGGGGGCUCUCGGUGGAGCGCCAAGACAAUGAAGCUCAAGAGAUCUUGGACAUACGAAAACAUCUAGCGCACCUAGCUGGAUGGCGUGGACCAGCUUCAAAAGAAGCAAACUCUCUUGCUGAGGCCAUUGAAGUCACAAUGAAUACUCUCUGUCCGCGGGAAACUGCCGAGCCACGAACUUGGUCUUGGACAAUUCAAAUCGAUGUACGGGCGAAAGACGAAGAUCCUAAAGGUUUUCCCAUUUCUCUACACCUAAGUCAUCAGAAAGGGCAGUGGAAGGCCCGUGUAGAUGAAUUGGACGCAGUCUUGUCCUUGUGGCUUGCCUCGAUAGACAGAGAGCGAGAGCUAGCUUCAACUACCUCCAAGGAAGAAGAGAUAGAUGACGAUGACGAAUGGUAUCGUAAAAGAAGCUCCCAGACCAGGGGCGGCCUGGUACUUCUGGGAGAGCAUACAGAGUCUCUGAAACAGGCUUUUGAAUGGUGGCUACCAGCAGACGCACCGAAACCCCUGGAGAUCGAAGAGAGUGAGAUCAAAGAACAGUAUGAUGAGACAUGGAGAAUCGUUGGCACGAAGUUUCGUGAGGGUUACUACAUGCCACCGCUUACUGAGUCCUCAGAAAAAGAGGAAGAGCGCGAGCAGGCGAAUAGUAGUGAUUCCGAUGAACUAGAUGACGAGGACGAUGAUGACGGCGAUGAUGACGAUGACAGUUCUGAUGAGAUCUCGGCCCCUUCAACCCUCGGCCGGGCCAUAUUUUUCUAUAUAGAAUCGAACGACACCUUGGAGCAACUUUUCGCUAGGCACAUAUUCCAUGCCUUUGUCUGGGCCGCUGCUUCACAAAUGAAAGCCCCGAUCGAUCAACAUUCAGAGAUGGAGGUGGUGGGAACAGUCAUACCGGGCGAAUGGAACAACAUCCGGUUUCGUGGCACUAGUCUUGCUAGACUAGUAGGAUCAAUCAGAAGCUCAGGUCUCAUGGACUUGAACCAGGCUUUUAUCACCCUUAUACCUCCGCUGCAUGCUUAUGCACGGCUUGGGGAGUUGGAUUGUGUCAUUGAAGCAGUGCUUGGCCAAGCGCUACAGCAUGAAAAGGCAUUAAACUGGGAAGCAGCUUAUGAGUCCUACAUCGCUUUAUUGGAUCUCUCAAGUCAGUUUCGCGAGGAUAGUUUCGCCUUCAGAAGAACGGUUGCGAUAGCGGUUGAGUACAUGCGAACCUUGAAACUAUUGCCUAAGGUGCCAGAAAGUGGGGAGGAUCAAUUUUAUGUGACAGAGUCAAUCUACGAGAGCUUGUCACUCCGACUCAACAGCCGCACCUACCAGCAGAUCCGAAAUGAUCUUGGAACGUUAUAUGAACGACAGCGGCGGGCCAAGGGUUCUCCCUGCAAUGAUGGAGAGCAAAGGGAGAUCAUCAACUGCGGCUUCACACGGUUACACGACAUGACUGCCCAAAAUCAAUUUGAUCAUGAGUUUGACAAACGAGAAAGGAAAAGGAUGCGUCACCGACCUCUCAAGCCUAUUGAAACGCGAGUGGCUAUUGAAGACAUAACAGACAAACUGCAGAAAUACGUUAGAGCUCAGGAUAUCCUCGGAUGGACCCCGCUUCACUAUGCUGCAGCUUGGAAUGAUGAUGAAGCGCCCUACUGGAUAGACAGCUUGCUUGCCAGGGGGGCUGAUCUCGAUGCCCCUGAUAUCCGAGGUUGGACGCCACUACAUUAUUCCUUGUGGAACGCCAACCACCGUGCCGUUCGCACACUUGUCGAAAAAGGGGCGAAUACGAAAAUAGCAGGGGUUGAUGGGAUAACACCUUUACACUGCGCCGCUGCCAAAAUGACAGGUCGCAUAAUUAACAAGUUGAUCUCCCAUCCUAGGCACCGUGCGGAUCAAUUUGCUACGGACAACUUCGGUAGGAUGCCUAUUCACUUGGCAGCUCAAGAAGGCAACACGCGUGUUAUCGGCACUCUCCUUCCAAGCAUACACGAGAAAGAUCAGUACGGCGGGACUGCAUUUCAUCUGGCAGCAUUCAGCGGGAAAUUGAAAACACUUUCUAAGAUCAUUGAGUGUGGAGCCGAUGCGAAUGAGCCUUUUGGGUCUUAUUACGAUUCCACAACCUUACACUGGGCUGCUGAACAUUCUAAAACCGGACUUGCGAAGAUUCUUCUCCAUUUGGGUGCAAAUGUUAACGCCAGGGACUGUGCUAAAUUCACCGCUCUUCAUUGUGCAUGUAUGCAUAACAGAUUAGAGAUGGUGGAGAUCCUGAUGGGAUCUGGGGCGGAUGUCAAUGCUGAAGAUCGAUGUCAUCACACUCCCUUAUGGCAUGCAGCGUACAGUGGAAAUACCGAAUGCGUUGGCAGGCUUCUUGAGGCGGAAAAUUUCGACAUCAAUGCGCCGGUCCAAACAGGUGAGAGUCCACUAUACGGUGCAAUUAAGCGCGGUCGCGGUGAUAUAGUUAGAAUGCUAGUUGAAAAGGGUGCCAAAAUUAGCCAACAGAUGGUUGAUUUCGCAGCAGAUUUGUACGAGCCAGGAGAGCGUAAAGAUAAAGAGGACGUAGAGAAAAUGGAUGAGGAUAAGGAAGAAGAAGAGGAUGAGAAUGAUAAGGAUCACGACGAUCACGACGAUGAUGAGGAUGAAGAAGGGGACAAAGAAGAGGAUAAAGAAGAGGAAGAUGAAGACGAGGAGGAGGUGCAUGUAGAAGAGGGGAAUAAAAGACUAGGUCUUAAAACUGAAGACUUUGGGAAGUAUAUACGCGCUGCCUUUUCACUCCAAAAUGCUUUUUGCAAGCAUGUUCAAGAAGAUAGGGAGAAGGUUAUACUGUCAGAGCUAAUCCGAAGGUUAUGCCCCCCAUAG
This is a messenger RNA of Fusarium fujikuroi IMI 58289, 4488 nucleotides long. RefSeq lists its product as uncharacterized. Bases 1 to 4488 code for a protein of 1495 amino acids. NCBI's taxonomy places the organism in Eukaryota, Fungi, Ascomycota, Sordariomycetes, Hypocreales, Nectriaceae. Gene Ontology annotation, molecular function: protein binding. The transcript has 4 exons. Gene Ontology annotation, cellular component: cytoplasm. The record is from RefSeq and is a predicted model, not a curated record.